AUGGAAAUUGAUUCAAACCCUACUGAAAAUUCUUCUCUUCAAAACGACGAUAGCAAAUAUCCAGGCAAUGUUGUUGCUACUGAACUUCCCUGGGUUGAAAAAUAUCGUCCGUUUUUAAUGAAAGACGUAAUAGGAAAUGAGGAUGUUGUCAACAGAUUACAAAUAAUUGCUCAACAAGGAAACAUGCCUAAUAUGCUUUUAUCCGGCCCGCCCGGUAUUGGUAAAACGACAAGCAUCCUAUGCUUAGCAAAUGAAUUAUUGGGUCCUCAAGCCAAAGAUGCUGUAUUAGAGUUAAAUGCUUCUGAUGAUAGGGGUAUUGACGUUAUCAGAAAUACAAUUAAAACAUUCGCGCAAACUAAAGUCACACUUCCAGCUGGCAGGCAUAAAAUUGUUAUUCUUGAUGAAGCUGAUAGCAUGACUGCUGGUGCUCAGCAGGCUCUUCGUCGUACUAUGGAGAUUUAUUCUAAUACAACCAGGUUUGCUUUGGCGUGCAAUACGGCAAAUAAAAUCAUCGAACCUAUUCAAAGUAGAUGCACUAUUUUAAAGUAUAGUAAAUUGUCGGAUAAGGCAAUAUUGAAGAGAUUAAAGGAAAUUUGUGAACUUGAAGGUGUAAAAUAUAAUUCGGAAGGUCUUGAAGCGAUCAUUUUCACAGCUGAAGGGGAUAUGCGUCAGGCUGUCAACAACCUUCAAUCUGCAUUUAUAGGAUUCAGUUUUGUCAAUGCCGAAAAUGUUUAUAAGGUUUGUGAUCAACCGCACCCUGGAGCGGUAUCAAAGAUUCUUGAUAAUUGCUAUAACUAUAGGGUGGAUGAAGCGUUGACAGGAUUGACUGAACUGUGGGAAAAAGGUUACAGUGCGUUGGAUAUUGUUACAACAUUGUUUCGCGUAGUGAAGUUUAAUAAUGAAUGGCCAGAAGGUCCAAAAUUGGAUUUUAUAAAGGAGAUUGGAUUUGCUCAUAUGAAAGUUUUGGAAGGCGUUUCCACUCAUCUCCAGCUCACUGGCCUUGAAUAUUAA
Dentiscutata erythropus is the source of this 1011-nucleotide messenger RNA. Lineage: Eukaryota; Fungi; Glomeromycota; Glomeromycetes; Diversisporales; Gigasporaceae. The record is from the annotation of a GenBank genome assembly.